Spodoptera exigua (beet armyworm) is the source of this 4531-nucleotide messenger RNA. The record is from the annotation of a GenBank genome assembly. Lineage: Eukaryota; Metazoa; Arthropoda; Insecta; Lepidoptera; Noctuidae.
CUGCGAACGAAAUUGUGUGCGGCAAAAUGUUUCAUCACUGGAUAUGAGUACUUUACCUACCCAGUUCGCUAGUGUUUUUUAGCCUGGUUCCGCCAUUAUUAAUAAAAAAAACUUCAUUGUCAUUAUUUAGAUGCUAUACAAUCAGCUAAACGCGAGUGUAACGUUGUAAAGUUCUAAAAUCUGCUAAUUUAGUGGGCACCAAAAGUGUUUUGGAAGUGUAUCAUUUCCUGUUUCAUAUCGUAUAGAAACAAGCAACUACGACCACUAACUUACUCUUUUCGUUAUCACAAGCGCGCCGAGUCGCUGACGGCCCGCCGUUCUAUUUGGCUUGUAAUGGAACCGGCAGGGGACUAACUAUAUGGACAAUGGUGGUCAAAAACUGUGUCUUAGUGAAACUUAGUGUAGUGCCAGUGCUGUGAACUCUUUAUUAGUGUUACAUAAGGUCGCAAUGAACUGUAGAAGAAGCCCGCCCUGACGCGGCGAGCGCGCCAGCGUCCGCGGCGGGCGAGGUGCAGGUCAUGGCACCAGCAUUGUCCAUAGCAUCCCGAGAGCCGCACAUCCACGACUCAAAUUUGUUUGGAGAAAUAGAGCGGCCACUGAGUCAACGAAGGCGGGCGCUUGCGUCCGUCGAUAACCUCGCACCACAUAUGGAUGAAGAUGACAUGGGACCACAGAAUCAGCCUAGUCUCGCUAAAGACUCUCAAGAGAUGGAGCAGAUCUUGGUUGAUUUAGGGAACAGCGAUCUUGACCAACAAGGAGACCUGCUUCAAGCUAUAAAAACCCUAGAAACUGGUGGUGACACACUUUCUGGAGGAGAAGCUCUGUCUACUGAUGACCCAGAAGCAAUCUUCCCUCUAUCUGGAUUUGAGUUGGCAGAGCCUGCAGAUUCAGAGGGGGAUGCUAUGGAAGAAAAGAUAAAAGUAAUGCAGCUGCGUCUUGAGAGAAGAUGUUCUUUUUUACAGAGAAGAUUAAGAAUAUUACAGGCUCGUGCUAUUGGGAAGAAAGUAUCUGAGGAAGCAGCUCAGACUUUUGAGAAAUGUACACGAGGAGUCCGCAAGGAUAGUGGCGGUGGCAGACCAGUGGGUUUGAAAACAUUUUUAAAAACUAUAGAGACCACUUCUGCAUUACAAGCUAGUGCAGCAUCAAGGACAGUGGUUGGCCCUAAGUACUACAAUCCUGGAACAUCUAAAGGUGAUGCAUCAAAAUCUGCAAGUAUUGGCAUACCAUCCGGCACACUGACAGGCUUGGAAGAUACUGCAGGAGCCCUGCGUUCACACCUAUCAGUGGUAAAACACGAGCUGGACUCAGAUGCCACUCUGUCGUCAUCAGGAGCUGAGAGUAAUGAUGAAGCUGUCACCUACAACAAUCCACAUCAACAGCAGAUGCCAAUCGAAAAACGCGCGCUAUGGUCGUGGCAACGCGCACGUGCGUCGAUUGCUUCUCGCUGGUGCUGGUUGCAGGCCCAAGUUCAGGAGUUAGAGUAUAGGAUAAGGCAACAUAAUGAACUGCACAAACAGGUCCGUGAAGCAAAAGGACCAGUGGAGUUUGAAGGCGAGCCAGUCGCAUAUGAAGGUUCUCUGCCGGGCUCUGAGCUACCUGAUGACGAUCCUUCGCAUGAGACCUGUGCUCGCGUGAGGCCGCUGCGACGAGAGACCUUCAAAAAGAGAAAACUGCUGCAAAUGCAUAAUUUACAUAUCGCUACACAGAAGGCUGCGCGGCCGUCAGAUAUCAAGUGCACCUGUGAACAAGGAUUGGAGAGUUGUGCAGUGUGCACAGGUCGUGCUGAACCGACGCAGCCUGCCCCGCCCUUCAGCACAGUGCCACCUCGUCUGCGCAUUGCCGCUGUCGACCCUGGUUUCCAUCCUGUGCUUAGUGAUAUCAAAGAUAUGUCCCCGUCCUUGCAUAUGUCGGCGCUAACGAGCCGUGCGUGGUUCCGGCCCCGAGCGGGGCGUGCUUGGCGCGGGGCUCCGCCCCCGCAACAGUCGCAGGCCGCGUCCAGCUCGGGGCGCGCGCCCUCCUCCAACACGCACACGCCAAAGCCCCUCAAACGACAUCCCACACGAUUGAAAAGGGGUCGACCGCCGCUAACGAAAAAAGUAAAGGAGAGAGAUAGAGAUGAAGACACUCCUACAUCAGGCCAUGAAAGAUCCCGCGGCCGGUCGAGUACGGAGUCUCGUUCGUGGCGGCGACAGUCGUACGAUAUCGACAACAUCGUCAUACCACAGAGUGUUGCGGCCAACACUCGUCCUCAGAUACUCACUUACAAGGAGAUAAUCACGCCCAAGUGGCGAGUCCUAGAGAUCCCAGAGGCGCCUUUAAAUAAUGGCAUUAUGAAGACUAAUCGCCAGAUGUCCAUUGAGAGUGAGGAGGAGGACGUGUCUGAGGCGGCGGUAUCACUGCGGCAUCGGCGCGCCGAGAGCCGCGAGCGCGCGCGCUACGUCCGCAAGCGACGCGCGCGCCGCGACCAGCCCGAGCCGGCAGACGCGGCCGACGCGAUCGACGCGAUGAACCCGCCGCGCCCCCACGAGUCGCCGCCCGCCACGCCCGUACACGACCCGCCCCCGCCGCCGCGCCAGCCCACGCCGCCGCAUCACGAGACAGUGAGACCGUACACGCCGCGUCAGUUUCCGCUUGCGGAGGAGCAGUACCAAGACAUGGUGGCGAGCAUGCCGCACGGGUUCCACGCGAGUCGCUCGGCCACGCCGUCGCUGCCGUCGCCUGCGCCGCCCGACGCGCCCGAUGCGCCUGACGCGGCCGACAGUGACUCCUCCAGUACGCUGUCGCCCGCAGAGCACAGCGUUUUCGACGGCGACGACCCGGACGACGCUGAGUGGGACCCGCAUGCCGAGAGAGCUGAACGACGGAAAUCCUCGUUUAGAUGAAUCACCACUCUACCACACCACCGGUAAUACAUUGUCUCAGAAGUCGCUUUUACUUCUGUCUAGCUCUGUAGCAGUAACUCCUCCAAUCUGCCUCUAAAGAUAUUCUUAGCAGAUAAGGGAGAAAAGCUUUAAAGGGCUGUUUGCCUACAUAAUAUUAAUUUAGUAAUAAAUAUGUUUUAAUUGCUGUCACAUUUGUCCAUGGAUUUGUCCAUGAUAAUAGACUGUGCUACUCCAAAGUUGGUCCAUGUAUACAUCAUAAUCACAUUUAUGUAAUACAUUUCUUUGUAAUUGGAUGUUAGCAGGCACCAUUAUGUAAUAGUAAUUUAUUUACUAAUUGUUGAGAGCAUUUGAAAAUUGUUAAUGUAACAGUUACCUCCAGUAAACAGUUUUAUUGAUGUGGAUGGCUAUGUGUAUUCAGAUCCAGUAGGUUAUAUUUUAUUAUAAUGUAAUUCAAUAAGUGAUUAAAAACAUAGUAAAAGUAAGAUCUAAAUUUAAUUAAUUGGUCUAAUAUUAAUGGAACCUUUUAAAUUGACUUGUAAUUACACAGCAUUGCACAUAAACACUACUGCUACUGGUAGUGCUUCAGUAUUCUUGUCAAAUUUUAUGAAAAGGUGAUGAAGUCAGUUCAAGACACAAUCGUUAUAAGUUUAAAAAAGAAGAGUGCCCGUUGUACAAUAUGAAAAUGUGCAAGAUGCACUUGCUUACAAAAUUUAUUGAUGUUUAUUGUAUAUGAUUCUCACAUUACGAGAAAUGAGGUAAUGUUGCUGACCACAAACCUUUAAAAUAAUAUGAGUGUUGUUAAAAGAUGUGUGAACUGAUGUAUAAAACAGUAGCUUUUGCAGUUUGCUGUUGCAAGUGAGCGUACCAUAACAUUCCCUUCAGUUCAAAUAAUGUUGUUGUACAUGUUAAAUUUAAUUUAACGAUAUAUAUGCAUUGCAAGAUUUAAAUACUGCUUGCUUAAAAUUUUACGAGACAAGAUUAUUAUGAAUGUGUUCCCCUUACAUUUUUGUCUACAUUUAAGUUUGAUGAUAAAGCUUUUCUAUUUUAAUAUUAAUGCCCAUUUAUUGUCGCCAAGCGUUUGUAAAUAUUGACUAAUAUUACUCGGGCACUGAUAGAAACUUAUAGACUGGCUAUAAAAUAAUUAUUUGAAUCUCUGUAAGAGUAUGAAUUUGAUGUUUCAAGCCUUCAGUUUUGCUUCUUAGGAAAUGUCUACUUUUAGUUAACAUUUACCGUUGGUAAACAUUCUUUUUGUCACACAUAAAACACUGGUAUAUUUGAAAGAGGAUUGUGUAAAUAGUUUGGUCUAUGAGACAGGAAAUUGACUGAGUAUAUAACAUAAGAUAAGAGACUAUUUCACUUAGUUUUCUGUCACCAGUAGUUAUGAAACUCUUGUGGUUAUAAUAAUGUUUAUUUCAAAUAAUAAUAUUCUUGUAAUUUAUCAGAGUGUAUGUUGUUAAGACUGCUUGGCUGAUGGUAUACAUACAUAAUUUUAUUGUGCAGGAGAAUGUAAAAUUUAAUGAAGUUUGUUCAAUUUUUUUGAGAAGCCAAAGUCUUCUGGUUAUUUGUAAUUAAUUGAAGUAAUGUAGUUAAGUUUUUUAAGGUGACUCUGUUCCAAAGAGUGGAUUGAGAAAUAUAGAAUUAAACAGUCA